Molecule: messenger RNA, 7625 nt
Organism: Serinus canaria (Common canary)
Lineage: Eukaryota; Metazoa; Chordata; Aves; Passeriformes; Fringillidae
Gene: CASKIN2
Product: CASK interacting protein 2
Exons: 20
Coding region: 671-5212 (1513 amino acids)
Molecular function (GO): protein binding
Source: RefSeq, a predicted model, not a curated record
GGUUCGCCCGGGCGCCGUUCGGUUCGCCCCGGUGCGACGGGCUGGGAGCGCCGCCAGGUCCCGGGCUGCCGUGCCGGGGCUCGGCUGUGCAUGGGGCUCCCCAACGUGCCUGCAGUGCCGUCACCGAGAGGAAUGCCGAAACGAAGGGGCUAAUGAGCACCAGAGAGGGAGGAUCUAUAACUUCCAGAUGGCAACGAGCCCGUAAUCCCUUUAGGAUGAAUUAGGGACUCGUCAACGCAGCAGAGCCUGCUGAAGGGAGCAAAGCACACCACCUCUGGUUCCAGGAGUGCUGUGAGAGGCUGAGGGCAUUCCAAUGCUGCCAGCGCUGGACACCCUACCCCAAGCUGCCUGGCUUUGUCUCACAGAGUUCUGGUGCUGCUGGGAGCCUGUCCCCGAGCACUGAAGUAGUUUUUGUUUUAACUGAUUGCAUGUUCUCCAGCCAAUCCCCAUCUGGGUCCUGCUCCUCCUGAUGCAGAAAGGGACUUCUGCCCUUAACAGAAAGACUUCUUUCUUCUGGUUUUUAUGCCCUGUGGGAUUGUAAAGUGUACUUCUUCCUGGAUUUCAUCUCUCAUCAAAGAGUGUUUUGAGGAAUUAGGGGCUUAUUCCCAUGGCUUUAUAAACCUCGGGAAUCUGAGGGUUUCUACGUUGCCACUGCUCCCACCUGCCCGCGAUGGGGCGUGAGCAGGAGCUGAUCCAGGCCGUGAAGAACGGGGACGUACCUGGCGUGCAGAAACUGGUGGCCAAGAUCAAGGCGUCCAAGAGCAAGCUCCUGGGAUCUGCCAAGCGCCUGAACGUGAACUACCAGGAUGCGGACGGGUUCUCAGCACUGCACCACGCAGCCCUGGGCGGCAGCCUGGACCUCAUCUCGCUGCUGCUGGAAGCACAGGCUACCGUUGACAUCAAGGACAGCAACGGGAUGCGGCCCCUGCACUACGCAGCAUGGCAGGGCCGCGUGGAGCCCGUGCGGGUGCUGCUCCGCGCCGCCGCCUCCGUCAACAUGGCCUCGCUGGACGGACAGAUCCCGCUGCACCUCUCAGCACAGUACGGCCACUACGAGGUGUCAGAGAUGCUGCUCCAGCACCAGUCGAACCCGUGCCUCAUCAACAAGGCGAAGAAAACCCCGCUGGACUUGGCCUGCGAGUUUGGGCGGCUGAAGGUGGCCCAGCUGCUGCUGAACAGCCAUCUGUGUGUCGCCCUGCUGGAGGGACAAUCCAAGGAUGCCACUGACCCCAACUACACCACUCCACUGCAUCUGGCAGCCAAGAACGGGCACAAGGAGAUCAUCAGGCAGCUGCUGAAGGCUGGGAUUGAGAUCAACAAGCAGACAAAGACAGGCACAGCCCUGCACGAGGCCGCGCUCUACGGCAAAACAGAGGUGGUGCGGCUCCUGCUGGAGGGUGGAGUUGAUGUGAACAUUAGGAACACCUACAACCAGACAGCACUGGACAUCGUCAACCAGUUCACCACCUCACACGCCAGCAAGGACAUCAAGCAGCUGUUGAGAGAGGCAUCAGGAAUCCUGAAGGUCCGAGCUUUGAAGGAUUUUUGGAACCUCCAUGACCCAACUGCUCUCAACAUCCGAGCAGGAGAUGUCAUCACGGUCCUGGAGCAGCAUCCAGAUGGCCGAUGGAAGGGGCACAUCCACGAUGCUCAGAAAGGCACCGACCGGGUCGGGUACUUCCCCCCCUCCAUUGCUGAAGUCAUCAGCAAGCGGACAGGCAUGGUUGUCCCCCGCGUGGCACCCGCGCAGCAGCGCCAGGGUCCCCCUGGGGCCCUCCCAGCCCCCCCUGGGGGUCUGCAGCACCUCCCUGACGAGUGUCCACACCCAGCAGCCCCGAGCGGCCCCGCGGCCUUUGGUCACCUCACCCUAACCCGGAUGGCCCCAGGCCCUGACAGCUCAGCAGGAGACAGGAACAGCGUGGGCAGCGAGGGCAGCAUCGGCAGCAUCCGCAGUGCCGGCAGCGGCCAGAGCACCGAGGGCACCAAUGGGCAGAGCACCAGCAUCCUCAUCGAGAAUGCCAGGCCUCUGCCCUCCACUGGUGACAACCUCCAGCAACACCUUUUGGGAUCAGAGCCACACAAUGGGACCUCCCCAGCAGGGCCACAGGGCCUCCAGACCCCAGGCAGCUGCCCUCCUGGAGACAGGGUCUUCUCCCAACAGUUCUUGCGUCCUGAGCAGCUCUUCGAGGGGAAGGAUGCAGAAGCCAUUUACAACUGGCUGCGUGAGUUCCAGCUGGAGUCAUACACUGUCAACUUCCUCAACGCUGGCUACGAUGUCCCCACCAUCAGCCGCAUGACCCCGGAGGAUCUGACAGCCAUCGGUGUGACCAAACCAGGCCACAGGAAAAAGAUCUCUACAGAAAUUGGGCAGCUCAGCAUUGCUGAGUGGCUGCCCAACUACAUCCCGGCUGACCUGAUGGACUGGCUCAGUGCCAUUGGGUUGCCCCAGUACCACAAAAAGCUGGUGAACAAUGGCUACGAUUCCAUCACCAUCGUGACGGACCUGACAUGGGAGGACCUGCAAGAGAUUGGCAUCAACAAGCUGGGCCACCAGAAGAAGAUCAUGUUGGCUGUCAAGAAGCUCAGAGACCUCCGCAAAAGCCUCAAUCAAGCAGAAGCAACUCUGGCAAGACGCAAAGUCCCCGGUUCCCUGGACAUUGUCACCAUUGAAUCACUGGAAAAUGGGGAGUGCCAGUCCCCACACACGCUCAAAAUGACAACCUUCCAGGACAGUGAGCUCAGCUAUGAGCUCCAGACGGCCAUGUCCAACAGCUGCCAUGACACAUUGGGCAUCAAGAGCAGCCAGGGAAUGUCACGGAGCCAGGAGAGCAUCGGGGUGCGGUCGCGGGGCUCAGGGCACUCGCAGGACAAUGUGCUGUCCCGGCGCCUCUCCAGCCCCUCGCAGGAGAGCCUGGGCAGCGGCGAGAGCAGCAGCAGCAGUGGGCAGUCCUGUGCACCCCCCCGCAGCAAGGAGAGCCCAGCCAGCCUGCCGGGCCGGCCCAGCCCUGAGCCCUAUGGGAAACUCGUGUCCCCCGAGGGGCUGAACGGCUUUGCCAAUGGUGGCGGUGGGGGCAGCCCUCUCAAGGAAAGGAACCUGCCCGAAGGAAUGGAUCAGUACACCUGGCCCGUGGCUCAGAAAGGAGCCGAGACUCCAGCAGUCACUCCCUGUACUCCUCCCCAGACUCCCAGCAAGGGAACAGCCCCAUACGUCUUCAUGUACCCACACGUCUCCCUGAAAUCCCCAACGACCCCGUCCAUCCUGGGACCAGAGCAGCCCAAGGCCUUAGCACAUUUCCCCUCCAUCUCCCCUGGACAGAAGAGCAGCCUGCAGACGUCAGCCCAAAAAGGCUUCUUCUACCUUCACAGCCAGUGUGGCCCCACAGAGCCACCCACAACUGGGGAGCAUCACAAUGGAGGCGAAGGCUUGAAACACAAGAAGCGCUCGCACAGCCUGAACCGCUAUGCGCUGUCGGAUGGGGAGCAUGAGGAGGAGGAGGGGGCCCCCAGCAGCACCCUGGGCUCCUAUGCCACCCUGACACGGCGGCCGGGCCGCAGCCAGAUGCCGCGGGCCUGUCUGCAGGCGGAUGCCAAGGUGACCCGCAGCCAGUCCUUCGCCAUCCGUGCCAAGCGCAAGGGCCCUCCACCGCCACCUCCCAAGCGCCUCAGCUCUGUGUCCAGUGCCCUCGCCGCCGAGGCCGAUGGUGAGCAGCCCCCCAGCCCCGAGUGCCAGCCCACAGCCGCUCAGGAUGUGGUUGACACAAGUGCCACCCCCAGUGAUGCUGGCCGUGGCAGGACAGUGAAGAGCCUGGCAGCUGCGCUGGAGGGGACACCAGGUGUGAGUCCUUCCAAGCCCCUCUUGGCCCCAAAACCACUGCACAUGACUCAGGACUGUUUCCCCCGGGCAGAUGUGGGUGAGAGAUCCCACGACAGCAGUGACGCCAGCAGUGCCACACUUUCCAGUGGCAGCAGGGACCCCUUUGAGAGUGGCAAGCCACGGAGACGGACAGUGAGUGAGCCCAGCACUCCUAUGACAGAGGUGGCUGCGCAGAGUGAGCAGGAGGAUGCCUGCUCAGACACAGAGGAGGAGGCCAAGCCGGGGGUCUCCUCUUCAUCAUCCCAGAACAGCUCCAGUGAAUGCAUCCCCUUUGCAGAAGAAGGCAAUUUAACCAUCAAACAGCGGCCAAAGCCCAGUGGGCAUUCCAAGGCUGACGCAGCUGUGCCGGACAUGGAGCCUGGUUCCCAGCCAGCAGAGCCCCAGGGCUCCGCUGAGAAGGAGCCAACAGUCCACGCUGUCACUAAGGAGCCGCCCGUGCUGGAGUUCAAUCUCACCGAGUCGGACACGGUGAAGCGCCGGCCGCGCUUCAGGGAGCGGGAGCCACUGCAGGCGGUGCUGAAGGCGUUCAGCAUGGCGGGGCAGGCAGAGGCGGGAGGCACCUCCACACCCCAGUAUGCCCAGGCCCAAGCCGUGAGCAUCGCAGGCCCCCCCAACUCGGCACCAGCACCACAGCCCACACUGGCUAGGGAUGCCUUUGACGAUGACAGUGUGGAGUUCAGGAUUGCUGAGAUAGAAAAAAGCAUCUUGUCGCUGGAGAAAGGGAUGAAGAAGGCCCCAAGCCCCACCAAAGCCCCCAGCCCCACAGAGCUGGUUGGCACGGCUGUGGUGAGGACACCCACUCCAGGUAUGGGGGCUUGUGGAGCUGUCUUCAAGGUAGUGGUGGUGGGGCUCCCUCCCAUGUUGGUGUGGGAGGUGAGAAGAACCUGUGCCACCACCUACCAUGAGUCCCCUUCCUUUGCAGAUGUCCCUGCCAAGCACACCUCAGUGGCAUCCACCAAGCUUGUCUUCUCUGGACCCAAGACCAUCUACCAGCAGAUCCUGCAGCCCUCCCGCCACACUGUUGCUCCCUGGGCGGCCACUGAGGCGGUGCCUGAUGUGAUCGGGUCCCUGCCCAGUCCUGGCUCACUGACACUGGAAACAGGCAGCAAGGUAUCACCAAAGCCUUUGGCAGCUGCCCCGGGGGCCACUCUGGCCCAGCAGCGUCUGGAGCAGACCAACUCCAGCCUAGCUGCCACGCUGCAGGCAGCAGAGAAGAAAAUCACAGCGGAGGAGGCAGAGAGCCACUCUGGAACCGUGCACUUGGCCAAGAACAUCUUGGAAGACAUCAGUAACAUGUUCGACGACCUGGCCGACCAGCUGGAUGCAAUGCUGGACUGAGGCUUGCUCCCUCCUUCCCCUCCCCGCCCCUGGCUGCUCCAGCAGUGCCUCUCCUGAUGGAGGAAGAGUGGAUCCAGCACCGAGCAGGCUGAAGAGACCUGCCUGCAGGUCUCUCCAGCCGCCUUCCUCCCCACACUGCGGCUGGGAACAAAGCUGCCCUCCUUGCCCACCCUUGGCUCUGUGUCACAUGUGACAGCGUGGCCUUGGGCCUGUUUCUGAGGGGUCAGGCAUUUCCCACCAGACUGGCAGCAGGAGGAUAGCCCAAAGAGGCAGCAUAUGCAGUCCUGGAGGCCACGGAGAAGCCCUUUCUCCCUUGCACAGAGCUGAGGAGCCUCCACAAGGGACCUUUCUCUUUCCCUACUGCAUUGUCAGAGUCCUGUGUCUUAUUAUUUAUCCCCUGCCAACAAUGUGUCACAGGAGAGACCUCCCCGGGCAGCCGCCAGGGAGCUGGCAAUUCACUGUGCAGCCGCAGCCCCGGCCAGGCCUGACAGCAGCUAAAAGAAGACAGGGCUUGUUGCAAUUUGGCAGCUUGCAGAGCUAGAAGGAACCUUUCUGCUUUAUUUGCCGCUUUUCCAAACAUGUCAGCAUCGGGCAGUGUGGAAUCCAAGUGGAUCAAAAUCCCUCCAGUGGGACCCACAGACCCCUCGAGAUGGGGCUGGCACAGCCUGCAGAGCAGCGGAUGCUCUGCCACGGCCAUGCUGGACAUGUGAGCCUUCCUGCCCCUUCCCAGAGUGAUGAGGAUGGUAAUGGCAGUGCCAAAAAACCGGGAAUUUGGGCCAAUCUGUCUGGAUCAUGCUGCUCAAUGGAGUUUGCCCUCUGCCAACACAGUGCCUAUGCAAACCCCCACCCUGGUCCUUCCAGAGUGCAGCAGCAGCAGCAUGAUUAAUGCUUUUUAAAUUCUUUUCUCCCCUCCCUUAUCCCUUUUUUAGGGAGAAAACACCCCCUUUUCCCAGUGCCCCUCCCUGCAGGGAGCUGCUGGCACAAACCCCGCCGGGAGCACUGUUCAACAGUAGCAGCGUUUGGGACCUGAUCCUUCCUUCCCCGCGGCUCUGCAGCCCAGCGGGGGAGCUGACCCCGGAUGCACCGGGGAAUUCGGCUCAGGAGCAGUUCCCUCGACAUCCAGCGCGGCCACAGCCCGUAGCUGCGGCAGGGAACGGCUGUGAGAGCUCUCUGCAGCCAGGAGGGAGGAGCGGCUGCAUUGCUCCCAGACAGAUUUCUCUCGCAGGAUCUGCUCAGUAGUGCAUGGCUAAAUAUGUCCAAGAGCCCCGAACUUGGCUCGCGCUCGGCAUGCCAAGCAAAUGAAAGCAUCAGAGCACCAGAAGGGAACCGAAGAUUGUGCUGAAGUGCCAUUUGCUACAAAAAUUCCAAACAAAGGAAAAGAAAAUUCCAUGCAUUUCCCUUUCUUUAAAAAAAAAAAAAAAUCACCAAUGCAAAUCCAAACCAGAGAGGGAGAAGGUGGCUGAGAAGGCAGUUGCUUCCCAAUCCUGUUGGGAGUUUGCAGCUGGACUGGUAUGUUUGCAGCCCCUUGUGUUGUUGGAUAGAAAGGGGGGCAAAGCCCACCUGAACAUUCCUGAGGGUCUCUGCUCCUGAGGGCAGCUAUGCCGUGGGCUGGACAGGUAAGAGGUGCCAGCCUGGUUUCUGGGCUGAAAAGCAAAGACAAUAAGCCCUGAAAAAACCUAAAACCCUGUCGUUGUCCGGGACUUGAGGUCAGUGUGAGGCAGGUAAGACACUGCUUCCUGGCUCUGAUUUCUGUCCCACAGUGAAUGCAUCCACUGCCUGCAUCUGAGUGCCACAUCAUGGACAUGAUGAUUUCAAAUAGCUACAACCAGUGGCACUUUAUAAAGAGGUUCACAGAAACCUUUUAAAACUGAUUUUUACUCUCAUGGGUCAACCUGGGACAAGCCCAGUUGGUUUUUUUUUUCAAUGUUGAUAAACUGUAAAUGUUUGUUUUUUUUUUUUUUUAAAGGCCAAUGUAUAUAUUUUAAAUGUGAUUUAUUCUGUAUAUUUACUAACCAGAACUGUAAGUCUUGGGUCAGGGAUAAGAGGACACUGGGGUGGAGCUGCCACUGUCUGAGCCACCUGAGGGCAGCACAACGCUGCUCUCAUUGUCAAUAAGGGAACUAAACAUUUGAUUUUGCAGAAGAAUGCCUAUUUUUUGAGCUCUAGAUCUCUAUUUUGAAGCUACUGUAUGGUGUGUAAGUUAUGUACACUGCAACUGGGAGUAACUGACCCCAGCUGCACCUGCUCCGUGCAGCGAGACAGUGAGGGGAAAAAAUAGCCUGUGUAAUCACCAGACUGACAACAGAUUUUAAACCAUCUGCUCUGUUUGUGUUAAUCAUGUGUUUUAUUUUCCACUAACAUCCAUUAAGACUAAAUUCUAUUAAACAGUGGGGCAUAUUUUACCCUUUUGAUA